AUGGAUAAGAGUAUAAAGAAGAAGAACCACUCUAAUGGGAAAUACAAGAAGAAUGGUAAAGAGAACUACAGGAUUGACGAUGACGUCAUCACGACGUGUUGCCUAUGCGUUAAAACUAAGAAGAGUAAAAAGAAGAGCUUCAUAGCUGGCUGUGUCACCAAUCUUGGUAUCUUCACUUUGCUCCUGGCUUACACAUUGGUUGGAGCUUUCAUCUUCCUAGCUAUUGAAGGUGGUGCGGCCAAGAUACAUCAGAAAACUCUUGCUACAACUUCAUACCAGGCGUCUGAAAGCAAAAAAACAGUUCCUCUGUCAAAAUUAAAUGGGACUAUAAGUCAGGCCAGUGCCGAACUAAGGUCGCAGACGGUGGAAAGCAUUUGGGAGAUCACAGUGUCCUUGAACAUUUUGUAUAAGGAGAACUGGACGAGGUUGGCAGCUCAGGAGAUUGCCAGGUUCCAAGAGAAGUUGGUGGCAAGGGUAGCAGCUGAUGUUUCCGCACAAUAUGGUGGUGCAAGGGCCUUGGAGUCAGCUCCUGCCUUGGUCGUUGAUGACUACGAGUGGAACUUUGCGAAAGCAUUCCUGUAUUCUCUGACUGUUCUCACUACUAUCGGUUACGGCAGCGUUGCACCAAGGACAGCACUAGGAAAAGCGGUCACCAUAGGGUAUGCAGUCAUAGGUAUACCUUUAACACUUUUAUACCUCUCUGUGGUAGGAGCAUUGCUAUCACGACUAGCCAGGAGCGUCUUCAGCAGAGCACUAUGUUGCUGUCUAUGCACAAAAUGCGGUUACUGUUGCCUCGACGAGAGGACAAUGACUAGCAAAGAAAGAAAGGAAAAAGUUAGAAGACAAGAUGAUUUCAGACAUCAGACAUUGCAUCUACAGGAACCUUAUUACGUCAGGUCUCCGUCAGGGACCAUUAUAUCAGCGUCACAAGCACACAGCGUCAGCACGAACUCAAUCAAAGACAAAACUCAAGGACUAAGCUUUCUAAGAGACUGUGACUCCAUGAGUUGCACCGAUACAGACUCCAAAGUAUCCCUACGAGGAUUCUCAAUCUUAGCUCCUAUUGCGUUAUGUUUAGCAGCGAUUUUUACUUACAUCUUCUUUGGAGCUCUGGUCUCUAUCAGUUAG
Messenger RNA from Spodoptera littoralis (African cotton leafworm), 1128 nucleotides. The record is from the annotation of a GenBank genome assembly. NCBI's taxonomy places the organism in Eukaryota, Metazoa, Arthropoda, Insecta, Lepidoptera, Noctuidae.